AUACGGUAUAAUUGAUAACAGUAAUCAGCUGUUUCCGUCAAAAAUUUUCUAACCUCAGAAUUGGGAAGUUGUUUUUGUUAAAAAAUUGUUUGAAAAAUGAAAAAUAUUUCAAGUGGAUAUUGAGAAUGCAAUUGAUAAAUUAAAUCAAUUAAUAAUAGCCAAAAUUCUUUUUUAAUCAUAUUCCAAGCAGCAGGUAGCGGAAAUAUGCCUUCAACACUGGAUAAAACGAAUUAUUUGCAACUUUUCUCUAAUCUUUUAAGUAUUAUUACAAUAACAAUUUGUUUCAUCCUAAAAGUACCGCAAAUUUUAAAGUUACUAAAGGUAAAAAGUGCUCAAGGUAUAAACUUGAUUGGACUUUUAAUGGAGCUUUCAAGUUAUACUAUUAUGACCUCCUAUAAUUAUAGGAAUGGAUAUCCAAUUCUUACAUACUUGGAAUACCCUAUUAUUUUAGCUCAAGAAUUAAUUCUAAUUUUGUUAGUUCUGAAAUAUAAAGGUUAUUUAAAUAUUUAUAGUUUUAUUGGGUCUUCAAUUUAUUUUUCUGUUGCUGCCAGCUUUCUUAUUGGCUUAGUUCCUUUGGGACUGCUCUCAUUUCUUGUGCCAAUGUGUACACCAAUUGGAGUCAGUUCAAAAGUAGUGCAACUUGUUGAAAUAUUAAGAACCCAAAAUGCUCAAUCAGUUAGUAUUACUACAUGGUUUAUUUCAGCUUUCACCAAUUUUACGAGAGUGUUCACUACUAGUUUGGAGUCAGGUGACUUGACUUUGCUACUUAAUUUUUCAUUAAACACAUUUAUGAGCUCUUCUGUAAUGGUCGCUGCUAUCGCUUAUAAAAGUCCUCAGAAAGGCUCAGUACAAAAAAAGACCGACUGAUUUUUCUGAAUCUAGUGUUUUGCUUGUUACCCUGUAUAAGAAUGAAAACCACAUUAUCGUUACUUAAAAUUUUAGUUACCAUUCUUUUAAAUAUUAUAUUUAGGUUCCAUAAUGUCAAUUAAAUAAUAUGAAAGGGUA
Molecule: messenger RNA, 1005 nt
Organism: Sitophilus oryzae (rice weevil)
Lineage: Eukaryota; Metazoa; Arthropoda; Insecta; Coleoptera; Curculionidae
Product: solute carrier family 66 member 3
Exons: 4
Coding region: 205-867 (220 amino acids)
Source: RefSeq, a predicted model, not a curated record